AUGAAAAUCAUUUUCCCAACGACAAAUGUGACAACUCGUACGUUCAGUUAUGUUGCGUUUACGUUGAAAUAUUUGAAAAGAAUUGUAAUUUCAUUUGAUAUGGAAAGAUUGACUGGUGAUAAUUCGAUGGAAAGCGUGAUGUUCGAAAAUUUAUUCACCGAUUAUGACAAUACCAUUAGCACUGCUAAUUAUUCAAGAUAA
Molecule: messenger RNA, 201 nt
Organism: Brugia pahangi
Lineage: Eukaryota; Metazoa; Nematoda; Chromadorea; Rhabditida; Onchocercidae
Source: the annotation of a GenBank genome assembly